AAAAAAAUAUUGGAAAAUGGAAAAAGAAAUAAAAAAUCCCUAAUUCUCUCUCUCUAGAAUUUGUUUGUUUGUUUCUCUUUCUAAAAAGGAAUGGAACCUAACGAAAGCCACCAUCACCACCAACAACAGCAGCACCAGCAGCACCAGCAGCAGCAACAGCAACAUCACCAGCAACGACUCGGUUCCCCUUACUUCCACCACCAACUACAGCACCACCACUAUCCCACCGCCGUAGCUACCUCUACUUCUACCGGAAACGCCGUUCCAUCUUCCAACAAUGGGCUUUUCCCGCCGCAGCCGCAGCCUAAUGAUGGCUCUUCCUCAAUUGCGGUGUACCCUCAUUCAGUUCCCUCCUCCGCCGUGACGGCGCCGAUGGAGCCGUUAAAGAGGAAGAGAGGUCGACCGAGGAAGUAUGUGACCCCUGAACAAGCCCUAGCGGCUAAGAAAAUGGCGUCCUCUGCGAGCAGUUCUGCUAAAGAGAGGAGAGAGCUAGCUGCUAUUGCCGCAGGUACGGCACCGUCUAAAUCCGGGUCAUCCAAGAAAUCGCAGCUUGGUUCUGUCGGGAAAACGGGGCAAAGCUUUAUUCCUCAUAUCGUUAAUAUUGCUCCUGGCGAGGAUGUGGCACAGAAGAUUUUGAUUUUCGCAAACCAAAGCAAGCAUGAACUAUGCGUUCUUUCUGCAUCAGGCACCAUCUCUAAUGCAUCCUUGCGCCAGCCGGCUUCAUCAGGAGGCAACGUAUCAUAUGAGGGUCAGUACGAGAUUCUCUCACUAUCUGGAUCAUAUAUCCGGACCGAACAAGGUGGUAAAACUGGUGGCCUUAGUGCUUCUUUAUCUGGUUCAGAUGGCCAGAUCAUCGGUGGAGCGAUUGGGACCCACCUCACAGCUGCUGGCCCGGUUCAGGUGAUUCUUGGUACGUUUCAGUUUGAUAGAAAGAAGGAUGCUGCCGGGAGUGGUGUGAAAGGGGAUGCUUCAAACAGCGGAAAUCAGUUAACCUCUCCCGCUAGCACUGGACCGAUACUUGACAUGGGCUUCCGUCCUGGUAUGGAAUCUACGGGAAGAAAUCCAAUGCGGGGACACGAUGAGCAGCAUCAUCAUCAUCAAACUGGUUUGAGUGGAUCUCAUCAUUUCAUGAUGCAGGCGCCGCAGGGAAUGCAUAUGACACACACCCGGCCUUCUGAAUGGGGCAGAGGAGGCAACAGCGGUCAUGAUGGUAGAGGCGGUGGUGGGUAUGACUUAUCAGGACGGUUAGGACAUGAGUCGUCGGAGAAUGGGGAUUACGAGCAGCAAAUACCGGAUUAGUACCGAGCUUCCAGACACGUCUUUAGAUCCAAACUAGAAACCGAAGGCAAGCAAAGAAUCUGAAGUGAUGGAAGACUUAUAAGACAGAAACUUGUCCCAAGGGCUUUCAUCAGAGACAAGUUGAAUGAUGAUGCUUUUGUUCUUCGUGGUUCGGUGUACUAUAUACUCCACAGCCUUCUUUUCUUUCAGUAACGAUUCUGCUUCUCUUUCACAUCAUUCCUUUUUCUUUUACUCUUUUCUUUUCUUAUAUUCAUUUUUGAAAAUUACUGGUGAACCACUCUUUGUUCAUUCCCUCUUAAUUAGCCAAUCAAAAUACAAUAAAGUGUCAUGUCAUUGUUUA
This is a messenger RNA of Capsella rubella, 1639 nucleotides long. Its product is annotated as AT-hook motif nuclear-localized protein 14. The transcript is spliced from 6 exons. The record is from RefSeq and is a predicted model, not a curated record. Gene Ontology annotation, molecular function: minor groove of adenine-thymine-rich DNA binding. Bases 91 to 1299 code for a protein of 402 amino acids. NCBI's taxonomy places the organism in Eukaryota, Viridiplantae, Streptophyta, Magnoliopsida, Brassicales, Brassicaceae.